Molecule: messenger RNA, 688 nt
Organism: Nematostella vectensis (starlet sea anemone)
Lineage: Eukaryota; Metazoa; Cnidaria; Anthozoa; Actiniaria; Edwardsiidae
Exons: 2
Coding region: 89-433 (114 amino acids)
Source: RefSeq, a predicted model, not a curated record
CUAUCGAGACGUUGUUUUCCUUCACGGCUAGCAGUGUACAGUCGCUUGCUUGGUCCGUAUAGUUUUGUAUGUGACACAGGACGGUAGGAUGGGGGUCGCCUGCGCCAAAUGCUGCUUAUGCUAUUGCAUAAGGUUCUUCGAGUGCCCUGGGGGUAUUUGCCGAUGCCCACAGGGUGCCCGAAGUUGCUGUGGCGAGUUCUGUCAAUGCGCGGAUUGUUGUGAUGUCACGGAUGAUGACGAGAUAAUUGUGUUGGGAGAGAUUCAGUCUAAGCUUGGUGAAGCGAGCUAUACCCACGAUAACGGUGACACAUACACGGGGCAGUGGCAGGCAGGGAUGAGGCACGGGAAAGGCGAGCUUGUGACUGCUGAUGGCAGGAGGAUAGAAGGUUACUGGCGAAAUGACGAAUAUGUGGGCACAGAGCCACCUCCGUAACAGCAAAGCAGGCGAAGCUCUACCACAGAAAAUUAAAAUGGUUAGUCGGAAAAACAUCCUUAGCCCCGGAGGGGAUGUGAGAAGUGAUUCUAUAAUCUAACCUCAUCAGAGCCGCUAAUAAAAUUGAAAAGUAGAAGAUGGAAUGGUCUGGUUUUGCGCUACCAUAUAAAAGUAGUAUCUAUAUCUAUAUCGAAUACUUUACAUUUGUUAUUCUGUUGAUAUUUUUUUAUGGAAAAUAAAACUAAAAUUGAAAAA